AUGGCCUCAAUGUCAACAUUACCACAGUCGCUAUCGCGACCAGUUCCAAAUCCACCAGCUGGAUCAUUACCUCCCCUCCCCAACCCUAAACCCAGAAAGUCCACGGGUUCCGACACGCGGGCCGCAUCCCCCUACCAAACCUCCAAACUGCGUACCCCAUCCAGCCCCAAACCAUCCCUCAAGUCACCUCUAUCAGCUUCCAACUCAACUUCCAACCUAAAUUUGACCCGGUCAGCUUCCGGUGGGCGCACUCCUAGUAGCCCCGACAAAUCUUUGCGCCGAACAAUCAGCAUCGCCUCAUUCCCUCAACCACCAAAGGCCAGCAGCCGUCCGUCCACUGCAACAUCGCUCUCGGGCAUCCAGGGUGCUACUUCUAGUGUACGACCCCAAAGAAGCUCGCGACUGAGCACAGGAACCACAAGCAGCUAUCGGAGCUCGAAGACACCAUCAUUACUCAACGGUAGUGGAGAGGGGAAAUUUAUAUCAAGCGGAGAUGCGCGAGACCCAGAGGCAUCUCCAACCCACAGUAGAAGUUCUUCCGCCCAGGGAUCUUGUUCAACGAGUGCGACGACUUUUGAGGACGCGGAUGACGCGACGGGAAAAUCAAGCUCGAAGCCAAAGGAGCUCAAAGGCAAUGUACUUGUCAGCGUGCGCGUUCGUCCCGACAACAACAGUGGAGGAGAGACCCCCGAAAUCAUGGCGAAUGAUAAUGUCUUUAAUCCACAAGAAAACAACGCCAAAGUUUAUGAUUCGGCUGCCAAACGUCUUGUUCGGCGUGUCAUGGAGGGUUAUCAUGGAACGGUCUUUGCAUAUGGCAUGACGGGAACCGGAAAGACUUUCUCUAUGCAGGGAACAGCAACUUCCCCCGGUGUAAUCCCGCUCGCAAUCACCGACAUCUUUUCCUUUAUCAGAGAAACCCCCCACCGGGAAUUCUUGCUGCGGGUCAGCUAUCUGGAAAUUUACAACGAGAAGAUUAAUGACCUCCUGUCCGCUUCCGCUGCCAACGUUCCCGCGGGAGCCCAGCAGGAGGAGAUCAAAUUGAGAGAGGACAGCAAACGAGGAGUAUAUGCAACGCCGCUCAAGGAAGAGAUCGUCCAGAGUCCGACACAAUUACUGCGAGUUAUCGCCCGAGGUGACCAUGCACGACGAACGAGCAGCACGCAGUUCAAUGCGCGCAGUUCUCGAAGUCACGCGGUGGUUCAAAUCGUGGUUGAGAGUCGAGAGCGAGUGCCCUCCGGCAGCUCUCAAGAUAAGCGCGCCGGGAUUGCCCCGGGUGGUGUACGGGUGUCAACCUUGAGUCUGAUUGAUCUGGCUGGCUCUGAACGUGCAGCUGAGGAUAAGGAACGCCGCACAGAAGGAGCUCAUAUCAACAAAAGCUUGCUCACUCUGGGCACCAUCAUCUCUCGGCUCUCGGAAAACAAGGAUAAGCAAGGCAACCCCACAGACCGCGAUGGGAGACAUUUGCCUUACCGAGAUAGCAAAUUGACCAGACUCCUGCAACCAGCCUUGUCCGGUGGCUCGCUGGUGAGUAUUCUGUGCACCAUUCAACUCACGAGCGCGAUCAAUUCGCAUACCGGUGAAACUCUGAAUACCAUGAAAUUCGCUGCGCGGGCGAAGAAUAAUAUUGUCAGUCAUGCCAAAAAGGCCGAGGAGGCAUACGGCGGCGGCGGCGGUGAUUCAGGAAGUCGGGUACUUCUUGAACGGUACCGCAUGGAGAUCCAGGCUCUUCGCGGUCAGCUUGACACCCAGGCCAAAUCCCAGGCGGAGAAGGAACUCAAAUGGGACGAACAGCAGUACGAAAAGGAAGCACAGGCCCGACACGAAGAACAGGUGUUGGAAAUGCAGUUGGCUCGGACUGCGCUUAAAGAGCGGAUCGAGCAUCUCAAUCGUCUGAUCUUGAGCUCCAAGUCCACCGGUGUCAACAACCAUAACAGCCUCUCUGCGUUUGGACGUCUUUCCCGCAUGUCUACAACGGAUUCGGGUACGCGGUCACUACGUUCUUCUGCCAGCCAAUCUACACUGGGUGCCGGCCAUUCAUCGAUCCGACCCAUCUCGUUUAUGUCUGUCAAUAGCAACGAUCCCUCGUCAGCUAUGCCAUACCCAGGAGGUUCGUUUGGCAACGAGGACGAAUAUGACCUUGGAGAGUUUGGCGAUGGCAAGGCCAGCCUGCAACGACAGAUCACUGCGCUGCAGGCUGAUCUCGGCGAUAAGAACCGGUACAUAUCUACCCUAGAGCGUCGGUUGCUUCAGGCAAGACGGUCCAGUCAUUCACGAAUGUCGGGGGCUAUUAAGCCCGCGAAUCCCACAAUUGCCGAGCAUCCAGAUGUCUCGGCUUUGGUUCGUGAGAAAGAUAUGGAGAUCAAUGAGCUCCGAUUGCAGCUCGAUGAUAAGGACCGGAUGCUUGCUGCGCUUCGAUCCGCAGCUCGGCAUCGAGACCUGGCUGCUGUGACCAAUGACGCACAGUCACCGGAGCUGAAGAGCAAGAAUGGAUCUACUACCGGAGAUGCAGACAGCUUCCCAGGAAACAAUGGCUUCAUCGCGCAAUCUGAGAGUCCAGGCAAGCGCCCUUUGUCUGGUGAAAGUGAAAAGGGCGAUGCGGGGAAGAAUAUGGACGAAGUCUCACGUAUGCUGGAGGAAAUGAUCCAGGGUCGAGCAGAAAGUGGGCAAAGUGCUAAGAACAGAAGCAUUGCCAGUGAUAGCCGACGAGUAUCCUCAUCAGCGGAGGUGCCGAGUCUAAACCCAACUGCUGCCUCAUGGGAUCCAAACCUCAGCUCGCCAUUCCGAGGAUGA
Messenger RNA from Penicillium crustosum, 2790 nucleotides. RefSeq names its product putative kinesin family protein (KipA). Gene Ontology annotation, molecular function: microtubule binding; microtubule motor activity; ATP binding. Gene Ontology annotation, biological process: microtubule-based movement. The record is from RefSeq and is a predicted model, not a curated record. The transcript has 2 exons. NCBI's taxonomy places the organism in Eukaryota, Fungi, Ascomycota, Eurotiomycetes, Eurotiales, Aspergillaceae. Bases 1 to 2790 code for a protein of 929 amino acids.